Molecule: messenger RNA, 2180 nt
Organism: Drosophila nasuta
Lineage: Eukaryota; Metazoa; Arthropoda; Insecta; Diptera; Drosophilidae
Product: atrophin-1
Exons: 1
Coding region: 74-2122 (682 amino acids)
Source: RefSeq, a predicted model, not a curated record
AACAAACUGAACACUUACAGAGUAUAAAAGCAAGGGCGCCAACAGUAACGGAAGUCAGUUAAUAACGGAAGCAAUGUUCAAUAAUCCACAACAUUUUAAGCUACUAUUGCUUCUGCUGUGUCCACUGGCUUUUGGCCAGGGGCAGCACUUGGAGCCACUGCAUCGCAAUAAACGCACAUUGACGACCAUCUGUGUGGAGAUUCAACCAAGUGGGCCACAGAACGAACCGUACUUUAUGUGCAAGGGCGCGGAUUUCGCUAAUGAUCCGGUUCCAGCUGCUGUUCCUGCUGCAGCUGCUCCGCCAGUUCCUCAGCCAGCACCUCAAGCUUAUCAACAGUCAGUUCCACAGUCAGCUUCGCAGACGUAUCAACAGCCAGCUCCUCAUCAGUCUCCUGCGUCAGCUGCCCAGCUAUCGGAUCAACCCAUUUACAACUAUGGACAACCAUUGACGCCAUUUCCUUCAUUUCCCAGCUUUGGCGCUGGGUUUUUUCAGCACCCCCAAAGUUACGAAUCAGCGCCAGCAACGCCUCCAUCACCGCCUCCAUCGCCGCCAGCGCCGCCAGCUGAAUCCCCUGGAGCUGUCGCCUAUGGAGCUGGACCAGCAGCUGCUGUUGCCUUUCCGCCUGCGCCUGCUGCGCCAUCAUAUGGCCUACCAGCAGUUCCUUACCCAGCUGCAGGCGGCCCAGCAGCAGCUGCACGAGGAGCUGCUCCAGUCGCAGGCCCAGCGGCCACGCCCACUGCAUAUGCUGCUCCAGGGGCUAAGAAAUCGCCGCCAGCUGCUCAGCACAAGUCGAGUGCAUCGAUAGGCGACAGUCGACAUCGCGUCGAGUUGGAUGACAGUGUGCUGGGCAUGCCCAAUGUGGGCUUCAAGCAAGAGGAGCUCCACUCGCAGUAUAGACAACCAGUUGGAACCUUGGAGCCACCCAUGGCAUUCAUGCCACUUGGACAGCCGGCAGCUGUGCCGCAUCCUCACUACGAUGAUCCCAUAAUGCGUACGUUUUAUGCCAGCUUGGGGCAUGAGGAACCGCAGCUAGGACAGGCGGCGAUUCCCAAUGAACCGCUUGUUGCACAAGUGGCACCUGCGAAUGCUCCCUAUCAAGAGGCACCCAAGUAUCCCACUUCAAGUGUUGCUCCCGCCGAUGGGAAUGCAUGCAACUCUUGCAAUCGUCCCUGCUCCACACCAGCUGCUGACAACUGUCCCAGCUAUCAGCAUGUGAUCAUUGCCAUGCCCUGCUAUGGACAACAGCAGCCCACGCAUUAUCUGGCUGUGCCUGGUCAACCUCAAGCCUCAGCUGCUCCAUCCUUGGCACGUGAGCCAAUUGUGGGCAGCUCUUUUGGAAGCGCCUGGCCACAGCUGACACCUCCAUUUGGCGCUGCCUUCCACAACAUAGGACCGCAGAUGGGACCUGCUUUUAAUAUGCCGUCUCCCCAAGUAGGAGCUGCCUUUGGCAUGCCAAAUCCUCAGCUGUCAGCUCAUGGCUUUGCUAUGCAAGCACCCCAAGGCGGAUCCCAUGGCUUUGCCAUGCCAGCACCUCAAGUUGGAGCCGCCUUUGGCAUGCCUUCGCCCCAAGUUGGAGCUCCUUUUGGCAUGGCACCUGUGCUGAAUCCCUUUGGACCCUUUGGCAGUCUAAACCCCUUUAAUCCCUUCAAUAGAAUUUUAGGAGCUGCAGCACCAACGACGCCCCAACCGCGUCUGCAUCUCUUUGGGGCGCCAGAAGAAGGCACCACAGUCGCAACCUCAACCACAACAGGUCCACAACCUUCCCAAUCGACAGCAAAGUAUUCCAGCAACCCAACUGCGUCACCCACCAAGAUGAGCACUGAGUCAGCUGAUGUCAGUGUUGGUGCCUCACGAGAAGCUGAGCAUGAACAAAAGGAAGCCGAUGAAGAUGACGAUGAGACAACCGAUGAUGCAGCGCAGCAUGCCACUGAGUCGCCCUCUGCCGAUGACACCACUCACGAUGAUGCCGACGACGCUGAGCAGAACAAAUCUGUUGAAGCGAAACCGCCAACGGUUAAUGAGCUUGUCACAAAGGGAGAGGACAAACUGAAGGUUGACAAACGGAAGCGACACAACUCCCGCUCCCGUUCAUAUACAAGGAAGUUGCCCAAGCUCACUUAAAAUCUAUUUCUACUAAAUGCAGAAUAUGUACUAUAUAAUAAAGUAUAAAAAAUAUAUA